AUGGAUGUUCUUCUUGACGUUCUCGACACCUUUGUGUUUGAUCGAUUCUAUGCAGCGAUAUUACCUGAUACCGCUCCAGACUCUAGGGCCAUCAAUCUGAGCCUCUUGAACCAACAUGUAAAGGUAUAUUUUCCCUUGGAGCCAUCCAGUCGGGCAGAAGCCAGCCUGUUGAAGCGAGACAAUAUGGCGAGACAAACAUUAUCACUAUUUUUGAUGAUUUGGUUCUUCGGCCUCGCCAUGUACCUUGUAGGCAGCUUCAUUAUGUACCACACGGUGUAUGACAAGCGCCUUCUCCAGCACCCCCGAUACCUCCCAAGCCAAAUCGAGCAAGAGAUCAAACAAGGUCUAUCCGCAAUGCCCGUCAUGGCUAUCCUCACAGCACCUCUUUUCCUCGCGGAGGUGCGCGGGUGGUCCAAACUAUACAAUUUCGCAAGCGAGGCUCCCUUCCCCGGGUACAACUGGUUGCAAUACCCCCUCUUCAUCUGCUUCACCGACAGCGGGAUCUAUUGGAUUCACCGUGGUUUGCACCAUCCUCUUGUUUAUCGAUGGUUGCAUAAGCCGCAUCAUAAAUGGGUCGUUCCGACACCUUUCGCGAGCUAUGCUUUCCACCCUCUGGAUGGAUGGUCACAAAGUUUGCCAUACCAUAUAUUUCCCUUUUUGUUCCCACUGCAGAAGGUCGCAUACUUGGGGCUCUUCAUCUUUGUCACAGUCUGGACUGUACUAAUCCAUGACGCCGAGUACCUUUCCACAUCCGAGAUCAUCAAUGGUGCAGCAUGCCACACAAUGCACCACCUCUACUUCAACUAUAAUUAUGGCCAAUAUAUCACAAUCUGGGAUCGACUUGGGGGUACAUACCGUAAGCCCGAGGAAGACACAUUCAUGCGGGAUCAGAAUCAUACAGGGAAAAUCAUUGAUAAGGAGGAUUGA
Messenger RNA from Penicillium cataractarum, 927 nucleotides. RefSeq names its product sterol desaturase family protein. Gene Ontology annotation, molecular function: iron ion binding; oxidoreductase activity. The transcript has 3 exons. The coding region runs from base 1 to 927 and encodes 308 amino acids. Gene Ontology annotation, biological process: lipid biosynthetic process. NCBI's taxonomy places the organism in Eukaryota, Fungi, Ascomycota, Eurotiomycetes, Eurotiales, Aspergillaceae. The record is from RefSeq and is a predicted model, not a curated record.